AUGUGCUCUCCACGAAAGGAUACGGUGAAACAGAUGUGGGAAUGUGCCUCCUCCAGACAUGAUCAUCGGGAAUGUUGCAAAAAGAAGAAGGUACUUCCGGCCUGUAUGGUGUACUGUGAAAGCAAUCAUUCUGCGCCACCGGACUAUCUGAAUCAUCUGAUUUGUCUCCAGAAUUUCAACAUCAUACGAGAUUGCUUCAAAGAACAUCUUCACAAGAAUCCAAAUAUCUUCGGAGAUAACUAG
This is a messenger RNA of Cooperia oncophora, 243 nucleotides long. The record is from the annotation of a GenBank genome assembly. Lineage: Eukaryota; Metazoa; Nematoda; Chromadorea; Rhabditida; Trichostrongylidae.